Molecule: messenger RNA, 489 nt
Organism: Parastagonospora nodorum SN15
Lineage: Eukaryota; Fungi; Ascomycota; Dothideomycetes; Pleosporales; Phaeosphaeriaceae
Exons: 2
Coding region: 1-489 (162 amino acids)
Source: RefSeq, a predicted model, not a curated record
AUGUCGAUAGCGAGUCUGGUGAUAAGGGGAAAACUUCCACCAUCUACACAACCAGAAGAACAAAAUCAGCGGCUUAAAGCCCUGAAAGAAGAACUAUCACAUGCCGAGUACAUACCGAUAUAUCCGUGGAUCGCACCGCCAACCCCUCUACCAGGACCUUACGAUGCACCUUACUAUCCGCUCCCGAGUAUCCGAAAAUACUCUCAUGAUUCUUCGACUACCGAAUCACCUCCACCUGAAGAGCUACAGUCGCACAUCCGGCACAGCAGCGCAAGAGCCGGUUCUACACGGCACAACUACCGUGUCGAAUCAUGGCUGGCGUCGAACGCAGUGGACAAUUUCCAAAGGGUGAUCCAGGCGCGCCAUGUACAAAAAUACCAGCGGACACACAGCCAGCCACAUUUUCAUCGCGCAUUCGGCGUUUCUUCGCGGUACGCCGUGUCGUAUGAUGCUGCAGGCAUCUCACGAUUUCCGCCACCUCUGAUCUAG